AUGAACGGCAGUGACAGCAUCAAGCAGGCCGCCAUCAACAAGGCGAAACAGGUCGCAAGUAGCGUCAACCCAACCAACGGGAACAGCGACAAGAAGCGACGGAAACAGGAGGCUCUGAAACCUAUCAUUACGACCGAGCAACAGAGAGCAGCGCUUAAUAGUGGCGGCUCGCCAAGCACAUCGUCGCCGUUGAAUCCUCAAAAGGCGCAGUACGGUCAAGACGUCCAUCAAUCGCCUACCGCCUCCGACUCGUCUGGCGACGAAGCUACCGAAAACACGGCAGACGAGGAAGACUCAGAGGACUACUGCAAGGGCGGUUACCACCCUGUGCAGGUAGGCGAGCAAUACAAUGACGGCAAAUACACGGUCGUCAGAAAGCUCGGCUGGGGUCACUUCUCGACUGUCUGGCUGUCAAAAGACAAUACUACUGGCAAACACGUUGCGCUCAAGGUCGUCCGUUCUGCCGCGCAUUACACCGAAACUGCACUAGACGAGAUCAAGCUCCUGAAAAAAGUGGUCGAUGCGAACAAGAACCACCCCGGCCGCGCGCAUGUCGUCAGCCUGCUCGAUUCAUUCAAUCACAAGGGUCCCCAUGGCAUGCACGUGUGCAUGGUCUUUGAGGUGCUGGGCGAGAACUUGCUCGGGCUGAUCAAGAGGUGGAACCAUCGUGGAAUCCCAAUGCCUCUCGUCAAACAAAUUACGAAACAGGUGCUUCUCGGCUUGGAUUACCUGCACCGCGAGUGCGGCAUCAUCCACACAGACUUGAAGCCGGAGAAUGUUUUGAUAGAGAUUGGUGACGUGGAGCAGAUCGUCAAGACUUACGUCAAGGAAGAUGAGACUAAAGAGAAGGAUGAUCGUCGCAACGGUGGUGGACGGCGGCGGAGGAGGACGCUCAUCACUGGUUCGCAGCCACUUCCAAGCCCGUUGAACGCCAGCUUCUCACAUAGCGAUCUCACCAACUUCCCGGGUAUCAGUAAAGUCAUGGCAGAAAACAAAGAAGGCGGGGCUCAAAAGGAGAGGGAGAAAUCAGCUGACCAGCUAGCAAACAACGUUUCCGACAUGGAUCUUGGCACAUCCCAAAAAUCCAAGGAUGACGAACCAGAACUCAAUUUCGACAUCAUCUCAGUCAAGAUCGCAGAUCUGGGCAAUGCAUGCUGGGUUGGGCACCAUUUCACAAACGACAUUCAGACACGACAAUAUCGCUCACCGGAGGUCAUUCUGGGAGCAAAAUGGGGAGCGAGUACAGACGUUUGGAGCAUGGCUAGCAUGGUUUUUGAACUCAUCACGGGCGACUACCUUUUCGACCCGCAAUCUGGGACCAAAUACGGUAAAGACGACGACCACAUCGCGCAAAUCAUCGAGCUUUUGGGCACCUUUCCUAAAUCCCUCUGUAUCAGCGGGAAGUGGUCGCAAGAGAUUUUCAACCGCAAAGGCGACCUCCGAAACAUCCACCGUCUGCGACACUGGGCCCUCCCGGACGUACUCCGAGAGAAAUACCACUUCGAAGUCGACGAGGCCAAGCGGAUUGCAGAUUUCCUGCUCCCCAUGCUGGAAUUGCAACCAGCGGAACGAGCAAACGCAGGUGGCAUGGCCAACCACGCAUUCUUGGAAGACACCAAGGGUAUGGGCGGUGUGAAGCUGGAAAUCCCUGUAGGGAGCAAGGGAGACGGCAUCGAAGGGUGGGCCACCGAAAUUAAGAAGGCUAGGUAG
This is a messenger RNA of Dissoconium aciculare CBS 342.82, 1710 nucleotides long. RefSeq names its product putative serine protein kinase Sky1. The transcript is spliced from 5 exons. Gene Ontology annotation, molecular function: ATP binding; protein kinase activity. The record is from RefSeq and is a predicted model, not a curated record. Lineage: Eukaryota; Fungi; Ascomycota; Dothideomycetes; Mycosphaerellales; Dissoconiaceae. Gene Ontology annotation, biological process: regulation of mRNA processing; spliceosomal complex assembly; protein phosphorylation. The coding region runs from base 1 to 1710 and encodes 569 amino acids.